Messenger RNA from Pecten maximus, 830 nucleotides. RefSeq names its product prefoldin subunit 1-like. The transcript has 4 exons. The record is from RefSeq and is a predicted model, not a curated record. Gene Ontology annotation, cellular component: cytoplasm; prefoldin complex. Lineage: Eukaryota; Metazoa; Mollusca; Bivalvia; Pectinida; Pectinidae. Gene Ontology annotation, biological process: protein folding. Gene Ontology annotation, molecular function: protein folding chaperone. The coding region runs from base 228 to 608 and encodes 126 amino acids.
CUUAAAUCUGUCACAUGGUUCAGCCUUGUAUAAAAUCUAUCAGUUUAUCAAACUAACUGUUUUCACGAUACAUGAGAGAUUGCUUAAUGUAUUUUUCAAGCUUGAUAGAAAACAUCCGGAACAUUUAUUUUGUUGUUUAGAAAAUACUUCUUGAUCACGCGUCUGUUUACAUUCUAUGGUUAUGUUCAAAACCCGUUUUGACGCUGACUUAUUAGAAAAAAUUCAAGAUGGCGAAAGGCACGCUGCCUGUUGAUAUGGAACUCCGAAAGGCAUUCCAAGAGCUGCAGACUAAGAUGAUAACAACAACACAGCAAAUCAAGCUGUCCAAUGCACAGAUAGACACCUUGAAGAGGACCGUGCAACAUUCUAAGUUGGUGGACCAGGAAAUUACAUCACUCCCACCAAGUACACGUACAUACGAGGGUGUAGGCAGAAUGUUCAUAUUGCAGCCAAUUCCAGAUAUUCAAAAGAAUUUGCAGCUCAAAGUGAAAGCUUCUGAGGAGAAAAUGAAAUCAUUAGAGACUAACAAAGUUUACCUGGAGAGAAAUUUAAAGGAGAGCCAGGACAACUUGAGGGAACUUAUAGUGUCAAAACAACAAUCAAGAUAGACUUUGUGUAUCCGUUUAUAGACCAUGUACUUUUAUCAUACUCUUCCCUUUUGGGAAUCGUUUCUUAAAUUAUAUUGUAAACAAUUAUAAAACAUUGCAUUUUAAAAACAAUUAAAAUGUAACCUAAAUUGACUGUUUUCUGUGACCUUGUCACUCGCUGUUUCUGAAAUAUUCAUGGUUACAACUCAAAAACAAAUCUAUUAAACUUUGCUAGUGAGCUUG